AUGGAAAAAAGAACAAUCAUUCUAAUUCCACUCUUCAUUACCAUAUCAGUAAUACUGUUAAAUUCCGCUUCUUUUUCGAUUCCGAUUCAUGACCCUUGUGAUAAUCCGAGUCGAGAAUGUAAUGCUCCUCGUCCGUUUCCCGGUAUUAAGACAGAGGAACCGAAACCGCAACCAGAACCAAAUUCUGGUGAAUAUUGGAUUGUAGAUACAGAUUGGUUGAAUCCUUGGAGGGGUGAUGUGGGUAUCGGGCAGCCUAAAGGUACUCCGGUACUCAUCUGA
This is a messenger RNA of Ambispora gerdemannii, 279 nucleotides long. NCBI's taxonomy places the organism in Eukaryota, Fungi, Glomeromycota, Glomeromycetes, Archaeosporales, Ambisporaceae. The record is from the annotation of a GenBank genome assembly.